Messenger RNA from Manis javanica (Malayan pangolin), 2916 nucleotides. It is a transcript of the gene MYF6, whose product is annotated as myogenic factor 6. The record is from RefSeq and is a predicted model, not a curated record. Gene Ontology annotation, molecular function: protein dimerization activity; DNA-binding transcription factor activity, RNA polymerase II-specific; RNA polymerase II cis-regulatory region sequence-specific DNA binding. Gene Ontology annotation, biological process: skeletal muscle cell differentiation; positive regulation of myoblast differentiation; muscle organ development. Lineage: Eukaryota; Metazoa; Chordata; Mammalia; Pholidota; Manidae.
AGUUGGAUUGAGUUUCAGGAGCUACUAUAUAUAAAGCUGGGGCGACUUAUGUCACCGCACUAAUUAAAUGCCAUCUGGGUGGUUCCUCUGGGUUUUUGAGCCCAUCACCCAGUUCAGACCGAGUCAGAGGCCAAGGAGGAGAACAUGAUGAUGGACCUUUUUGAAACUGGCUCCUAUUUCUUCUACUUGGACGGGGAAAAUGUUACCCUGCAGCCGUUAGAAGUGGCCGAGGGCUCUCCUUUGUAUCCAGGGAGCGAUGGUACCCUGUCCCCCUGCCAGGACCAAAUGCCCCCGGAAGCUGGGAGCGACAGCAGCGGCGAGGAACACGUCCUGGCGCCCCCAGGCCUGCAGCCUCCUCACUGCCCUGGCCAGUGUUUGAUCUGGGCCUGCAAGACCUGCAAGAGAAAAUCUGCCCCCACCGACCGGCGGAAAGCCGCCACCCUGCGCGAGAGGAGGCGGCUAAAGAAAAUCAACGAGGCCUUCGAGGCACUAAAGCGGCGGACUGUGGCCAACCCCAACCAGAGGCUGCCCAAGGUGGAGAUUCUACGGAGCGCCAUCAGCUACAUCGAGCGGCUGCAGGACCUGCUGCACCGGCUGGACCAGCAGGAGAAAAUGCAGGAGCUGGGGGUGGACCCCUUCAGCUACCGACCCAAGCAGGAGAAUCUUGAGGGUGCGGAUUUCCUGCGCACCUGCAGCUCCCAGUGGCCAAGCGUUUCGGAUCAUUCCAGGGGGCUCGUGAUAAGCGCCAAGGAAGGAGGGGCAAAUAUUGAUUCGUCGGCCUCGAGUAGCCUUCGAUGCCUUUCUUCCAUCGUGGACAGUAUUUCCUCGGAGGAACGCAAACUCCCCUGCGUGGAGGAGGUGGUGGAGAAGUAACUCGGCGCCGGUGGUCGGGACGUUCUCCACGCAGCAGGAAGAUCCCACCCUCCCUCCUUCGCCUAAUCCUUUAGAUGAGGUCACAUUACAUGAAUAUUUAGGAACGCGGACCCAGGAGUUUACGAAAGGGAAGGAGAUGCUCACAAAGAAACUUCUGGGAAACUUGUGCACGCCAGAAUGAAAAAAAUUAAGCCCUUUGGCUUCGGGCUUUUAUUUUUGGAACUGCGAGUGGCUUAGGUCUAGCGGCCUUAUUUUGUUCUUGUUUGAUUGGUUUUGUAAUAUACUUACAUUUAUUACGGCUAUCCUUUUGCGCCAUGUUCAAACAGUUCAUUCCUGUCUAAAGCGAAGUGGAAACGUUGCAUUUAAAUGUUAGUGGUAUUGAAUAUAUUUUUGUAAAUAAUGUUAGUACUUUCGUUUUUUUUAUGUAAACCUAAGAAAUCCAUUUUAAAUGUGGAAUGACGUAUUUGCAUAUAAAAUGUGCGAGGAUCCUGGUAUUGUAAUAUUAAAAAAAUAAGUUUCUAUAUGCACAAAGUUGGUCCUAAUUUGAUUCAACUGAAGAAAAAUGGUUGAGGGCAUGUGUGCAACAAAGAGGAGCCCUAUUUUAACUUGGACACCACACAGCCCAUACUUUUUUGGUGUUUUCUAAAAGGCUGGCUUAAAAGGAGGAAAACUGGUAGUUUUGCUAUGCGUGAAUUAAACUGUUCACUUUGCUCUCCCACGUAGACUUCACACCUGUGGUCAGGAAUGCAGAAUACCCGGACUCUGCCAGUCUUUCUUCUUUCAGCAUCCUGUUUCUUUCUGUUUUAACUGUUCUAUAUCUGGAGAUGUGGGUAGGAUUUACCUUCAGAAGUUAACAGCUGGAUUCUCAGUCCAGUGAAAUGUCCUUGUUGCAAGAAAUUGCCACACAAAAACUUUCUGUUUAUUUCCCUACAAAGAUCUUCAGUGAAUUUAGCCCAAAUUGCUUUCCUUCAUUGGCUUUCCAGGCCCCACCUUCCAUGAAGCAGCCUUCAUCUGGAGGACCCAGGGGCUGCCCCGGCCCCCUCCCUGGGUUUCUUGAGCUGAACUAGUGGCUAGAACACCAGAAUACCCUCACGGCCUCGUGGCCUGGGUUUGUUUUCCAGUCAGAAUGCUGAGAGCAGGAGACAAUCUGUCUCUUCCCGGAGGGUGGGCUUCUUUGAAGGAAGGGUUGCUUCAGAGAAGGAAGGGUUAAAUGGUUGAGGUCAAAAGACACCACCACACAUGAAACCUCUUAGCUGGACCAAAUAGCAAAGCCCUAGAGAGGCUAGAAGCCCCAGGAGCUCCUCACCGUGAGGAUUUUACGACGUGUGCCAAGUCUGUUUAUCCUGUAACCUCAGGAAGAACCGACCACCAUGAAUCGCAGUGGGCAGUGAAGCCGAGGGGAGGGACAGCCAUUGUUUGGAAUUGCUACUUCUCUCUAACAUUCUAUAAAAGGCACCUUCACUCUCAGACCCCUUCCCCACCCUUAACUUCUUCCUUCCUUCUUUUUCCCCACAGCUAGUCCUUGGUUCACAGAUGUGGAAAUCAAACCGAAUUCAGUAUUUCCCAGUCUUUCUUCCUAACACUUCAGUCCGGACCUCCCAGUUGCACACCAGAUACUGCCACAGACAAUGUCCCCUGCAGGCACAAGGCCGUAUCUUGCCCCUUUUCUGUCUCAAAAGGCCUUUUCAUGAGGGAAAUACUUUGUUUUCUGAGCAUCUGGAUGAUUCUAGUUACUCCUAGAAUACUUCUAAAUGCAGAAAGGUUUAUAGAGGAAACUGACAUGGACAUAUAAGCCCUCCCAAAUGUUUGAGAAAAGCAGGCAGGCAUGUUAGUGAAUACAAACUGCUGAGUUUCUGUGGCUGUUGACUACCUGGCUUGAGUCCCGGCAACUGCUGUUUAGCUUCGGACUGUCCCUGCACCCCUCUUCUCCCGGUUUCCUCAUUAUAAAGUAAUGGGAAUGACAAUAAUAGUGCUUAACUCCUGGGGUUGUGAAGAUUCGCUAAAAUAACACAUGUAAAGUGCUUCGCCAAAACAGAGCACAAA